AUGUUGCACUUUCGUGCGGUUAAGGCGUCGGUGUGGGAUGGGGGUGAUGAGGCGACGUGUGCGGCUCUUCCACUGGCAUGGCGCCACGCGUCACGCACGCCAUCGUCCUCCUGCCCACCGCAAUCCACUUCUGCAGGGCACGGGCUGGAGGUUGCUCCUGGCGUUUAUGAGCGGCUUGUGGGGAUUGAGUUCAUUGGCUCUUGCUACACCUCGGGUUCACUGCAGGAGACGGUGUUGACGUUCCGUAGCUCCGAGGGAAGGUGUGUGUUGGAUUCGGCGUUGGCGGCAACAGCAGCAACCUCGUCCUCAUCCUCAUCCUCAUCCUUUGCCACCGGCGAGAUUGACGUGUGUGACGGCGGCGGCGGCGGCGGCCGUGGUGGUGGGGCGACGUUGUCAGUGGUGUACUUCAUGACUCUUCUUGUGGCCUCCUGCAAUGGAAGUGACACCUCCAUUGAGGCGGUACGCUGUGCGUUCUGCGGUGCGGAGGAUGAUCGAGCUGCGCCGGAGGCGUACGCGGCAGACACGGCGCCGCCGUCGCCUUGCACGUUGGAGGAGGCGCUCAUGGACCGGGAGCCGGACCUUCUGCUGCAGUACCUGUGGGACUUGCUGCAGAGUGGCACCUGCCCGCUGGAGCAGGAUACGGAGGGGAGUUUCCUGUCCCCCACCGCGGCAUCCGCGUCGUACGCGCCCACAUCGUCAUCGUCGUUUCAACUCAUUGACCGCACGCCGCUGCUGCUCCGUGCGGGUGUGCUGGACGUCGUGCAGGCGAGUCUGACAACGCCGCCAUCGUGCAUGCCAACCUCGGCCCCACCGACCACGGCAGCGAUGACGCCGACGCGGAUGCGGCCGAAUGAGGCGAGUGGUCAUAGUUGUGCGGCUGGAGGGGCGAGAGGCGGCUCUUGUGAGGAGGCGGCGGCAGCGGGGACAGCGUACCACGGGUUGAUGUUGUCCUUUACGGAGCGCUUGGAGACGCGGACGGCGGUGGCGGCGAUGCCGGAGGGGGAGCGACACCACGAGCGACGCUCCUUUGCGAGUCUUCGACGCUUUCUGCAACGACGCACGGACGCCGCGGCUGCCGCCCCUCUGGCUGCUGCCACAGAUGAGGCAUGCGACAUGGCUCCGUACCGCUACUUUGUGUGGCUGCACGUCGUUGGAACCGGCCUCUUUUACGAAGCUACUGUGACGGAAAAAAUAAGCGUCCCGCUCUCUGUUCACGUAGCGGGUCUCACAACGACCGCGGCGUCGAGCCGGUCGACGUCUACAACACGCUGCAGGGGUCUUGCGGGGGAGGCAGCGGCGCAGGGCCACGAGGAAGUGGGUAGCAAAGCAGAGAAGGAGGAGGAAAGGGAUCCACUUGGGCGAGCGACGACAUCCACGCCUGCGCCUCGACAGGCCUCCUUGCAAAGCGAUGUGCCGCCCGGCGAGGCAGGGGGGCUUACCGUUGUCUCGCUUCCAGCGAAUGCCUUCUUCCAGGCGGGGUAUUUCUUAAAGCGCAAGGCGACCGAUGCCACACAGCAGCGCGGCGAGCGAGGGGUCACCACCACGUUUUACUGGAUCUCCGCCUGCGACUACGCCAAGCAGGGCCUGCAGGUGAAGGAGGUGUCGUAUGUGCAGGAGGGAGACACGUCGUCUGGCGCGGGCGCGUUUCGUUUCAUUGGGUUUAAGGGUGAGUCGCGCCACCAGAAGCAACAGCACGCCCGUGGUCGCCAGGGCGGGCGUCCCACAUCGGCGCCCUUUGCCGUGGUCGAGCGGCGAACGCUGGAGGUACGGUCGGCCGCGCAGUGGAGCCUGGCCCAGUACCCAAAGUGGCACCACUGGGACCCUGUCACACAGCGGCUGUCGUUUUGGGCGGCCUUUCCGACGUACGACAAGCUUCGCAUCGUCGCCUUCCAUGGACACCCCGAUCAGCGCCGCUGCGAGUUUGAGAGGAAUAUUCCGCGGCGACGUCACACCUUUUCAUCUGCACCGUUUUCUGCCGCCGAUGCAUCACUGGCACGCCACGACGAUGUCGCAGAGGUGACGAGGAUGCCGAUGCCGCUCGUCGUGGAGCGCGGCUUUGGAGUGUCCGGUGCCCCAACUGACACUCCUCGCAGCGCGGUUCUCCGCAGCGGAGCCGUGUUGCUGGAGCCAUGGGGGACCGCCUGCUGCUCCGCUCUCUCGCGGAUGCACCUAACACUCGUGCCUGUGCAAUACGAAGAUGGGGCGCGGGACUCCAUACUGUGUGAGCAGAUCUUUCUUUCGUGCGAUGAGAGCCGCACCGCGGCCUCACGAGAAGCGCUGCAGCAAGGUAUUGACGUUUCCCAAUGCGUAUCGACAGGUGCUGUUAACGACACGGACGACCGACGUGACUGCAGCCGCACGCAGGAACAACUCUCAAUGACGGCGCAGUUGGGAGACGGCACGCACAUUGUAAGGUGUGUUGAACAUCCCCCUUCCGAUGCUCACAGGGAGGCCGGUGGGACAGUGGCAUCGGCGCCGCAGCCGCCACGUCCAGCGACGUGCACCGUCGCCGUGGUGGAGCCCGGUCCUCCCGCAAUACUCUGCACCAUCACGGCGCUCCGCAACUACGUGGAUGCAGUGAAGGUCACAAUUCCGCUCACGCCCGACGAACGCUGCCGCAUCACAUACGACACGCGUGUAUCAUUUUUAUUUAUUAAGGGCAUGAUUGCUAUCUACUUGCCCGGAGUGUGUGUGCACUACGUUGAUGUCCACCACAUGGAUACACCGCCGCGUUAUUUGUUUGGCGUCCGCCUGCAUCCCCCGGCCUAUGCAAGGAGUGAGGCUCUUUCGGCCGUGAUCGGCGUCGCUGCGACACCGGCACCACUGGUGUCGUACUUGCCGGUGCCGUUUGGCCGCUGGCUGUAUGUCCCUGGCACGGUGAUACUUUUUGAGGCCGCCCUUCACCCGUCCUCCGUGUGGCGAUUUAUACGGCGCUAUUUAAUACGCCGUCGAUUGUGUCGGGUGCGGGCGAGCGGGGUCCCUGCGGUGGGUGUUUCCGUCAUCACUCCACACGGCUGCGAAGGCGCAUGUGAGAGGUGUGAUCGUCCCUGUGAAGCAGGUGAUGGUAAUUCCCCUCGGGACUUUGCGUGGCAGCGCCUGGCACCGGUGGCGCCCACACCGUGCGACACACCAGCUGCUGUUGCCACCUUUCUUCAGCCUGCCCCGUUGCAUUUUGCGGUGCAUGUGGCUCUCACGCAUCUGCAGCCACUGCAGCAGCAGGGUGAAAACGACGUGAGCGUGGACUCACCACUGUCGUCUGCUCCACCACAGCGCUGUCGUGAACCUGCGCCGUCGUCGAGCGAAAGGUUCCACCCACCGGCGUCCGCGUCUUCACUUCAAGGCUGGGAAGAGAUAUGGGCGGCAAGGGAUGCGCAACUGGAGCGUGUCUUUGCUGCAUAUCUGUCCUCAGACAUGUGGCGAGACAUAUCUGUGGAGUUGCUCUCGGUGUUGGUACUCAGUGAGGCGUAUGCGCGUGUGCGUGCCGUGUGCUGCUGGCGUCCUGCACACAUCUGGAAGGAAGGCGCUGCGGAGGCCAGUAGCGUAAACGGAGACACCUCCGCCAGCACGGCAGCUGCGAUGGGACUGUGCAGUCCAUACUUUGUGUGCUUGCCCCUGUGGGAUCCCGCAGGCUUGGCGGCGGAAGAGACGCAGUAUCGUCGCGAAUUUGCCGCGUUUUAUCGUGCUUGGCGACUGCACCAGCAGCGGCAACGCCAGGAUGAGGAGGAAGAGGAGGAGGCGGGCAUGAUGCACAUGGUGUCUGAAAGUGGCAGCUUGCCCCACGGUGGCAUGAGCCCUGCGGCUACCCGUCAGCUUCAGGAAGGGAGCCCAGACACCGCGGCCGUGUCUCUCACACCAGCCUUGCCUCUGCCAAGAUCACCCCAAACAACAACAACAACAGGAGGAGGAAGGAUGACAACAACGCCGGCCGCCCAAUGCACGUUGUCGCCGGAGCGAAUGCCGCCCUGUCCAGGGCGGCAUGUCUCUCGCACAUUGUAUGCGCCCGUGAAAAGCGGCAAUGGGUUUUCACCUGAAACGACACUGCUUCCGGCGGCGCGGCGCGGCAACCGCGGCUUUACGCAGUCGCGCCCUUGCAUGGAGGGCGAUAAGAAGACAGCCGUCCUUUCUUCCUUGCUGGUCCACGCAGUGAGUUUUCGCGGCACGGCGGUGGUAAGGCAACAGUGCCACAACACCGUCCCUGAAUGGUGGUUGGUCCAUGGUGCUUGCAUGCAGCCGGCGCCGCCACGAUCGCCUCGUAUGGCACCGCAUUUGCUCCUCCUCUUCACCUCCCGCAACACCUUGGACGGUGACAUCGACAACGCACGAGGUACCUCGCUGCUUCAUCGCAUAAAAGGCGCCUUUAAGCACAGUCAGGGAAGCUGUCCUCCCAGCACGUCUGCCGCCUUGUCACGCUAUUCUUUUUCCUCCUCCUCGUUGGCUUCAAUGACGCCAGUGGGGCGUGUGUCACUACCUGCGUUUUCCGCAGCCUCCUUUACUGGUGCUGAAUCGUUUGCCGGUGGUACAAGUGAAGGCGUCAGCAGCAGCCGCAACUUCACAGGCUCGACUACUUUCGUGUCCUCUUCCGCCUUUCGUGUGUCUGCGGACUCAAGCACGCGACUGGGAAGGGGGGAGGGCGGCAGCCUCCCUGCCACAAACUUGGUGGCAACGGCGACACUUCCACAAACACAGUCGGCGACAUCCGUUGGAAGUGUGCCGCUUCACACCGGCGGUGCGUCGGUGUCCACCGCAGCACACUCUCCAUCAGUCUUUGUUUCACCCUUGAUAGACCGAGUGAGACAUACGCCUUUUGACGGACCCUCGUGUGGGACGGCGUUUGUGGAGGUGGUGCUGGCGCAGCUGCAGCUCUUGGUGAAGACAUCCCCCGCUGGGCACGCGCCGCGCCCAGCCCCGGCUGGAGUGCAACGGCCACCGGAACAGGGCUCACACCAGCUGCAGCAGCCGAAGCAUGGGCGAGGACGUGCCUUGGAGGCGCCGGUAAGUUCACGAUUUUUGACGCCUGCUGCUGCGUCUUCCUUCGUCUCGUUGCUGGAGGCCGGCGCGGCACUGACCACGACCACUGCGGCACACCUGGAGCUUUUGGCGUUAUUGUACGACGCUGCCGUCGCAUCUGUCGUGAAUGCGCUUGUACGUAUUGCAACUUCACCGCAUUCAUCUUCGUCUCCUCCUCCUCAUCCUGUCGCUUCCGUCGUGAAUUCGGGAGUUACUUGCAGUCACCGCCACGAGUCUGCAACGUUGAUGCGGGGGCAGAUGGAUGUAUCUGGGUUCUUGUUGGCACGCUGGAGUUUUGGACAGAGACUUGCGUUGGCGUUGGAGCGGCUUGGGGUGCCGCCAUCGCUAGAUCUUGUGGAGGGUCUUGCACGCGAGGGUUUGCGUCAGUUUCCCACACGUGCCGUUAUCGCUGGGCAACGGUGCGGGGCGUUUGAGGGGGUAACGUUGUCGUUGCUGCUCCGCCAUCAGCCGUCGCUGGCGGCGCUGCUGCGGAAGCACGUCGUCGCGUUUGCCCCGCAGUUGAGCCACGAGUUGGGCCUCAUCUCCGCCCCUGCUGCCCGCCCGCUGCAUGACAUUGUGACGCCGGCGGAGGAGCAGGCGUUGACGGAAACCAUUCGGCAGGCGCUGUACGGCGACACCGCCAUGCACCGGGCCGCAGCAACAACGCCGUCCUUCCCCAGCCGGAGCGGCUACAGGGACGCCGGCUCCCCUACCCUGGCGCUGCAGCCCGCCCAUCUGCCGCGGUUGCAGGCACGUAUGCUGUUUUUGCACCUUCUCACGCAUGCCACAGUGACGCCGCAAGAAGUGACACUUCCAUGCGAGGGCGUUGCGGGGGCCUUCACGCAAACCGCACCGCCAUGCGAACAGAAACGGCACGUCAUGGCCGUGCUGGACCCGGCACCGUACUUGCAGCGCGGCGAUGAGGGGAGCAUCCCGUAUGAAACGGAGUUUGCCUCACCCUUCCCACCCUUUCAGCGGUGGUGGAGGCAGCGACGCCAGCGGGGUUCCGCGACGCGAAAUCCCAAGCAUGGCUUCACCUGGUGCAGCAUGAAUAUCGCAAACAGCCGCAACAGCAAACUCCUCUUUACGACACCGCCAUCGUCAUCGGCGUCGUGCGUACAUUUACCGCCAUCAAUUGACAUGGCUGACGACGAUGCAGGUGGUGAGAAGCGUAACCGGCCUGCUGCGACCUCCAUCAUACACCGCCCCAGCGAAGUGAUCACGCAUGAAGGAUGCAGCGAGGAACUGCAGCGGGAGGUGCCAGUCGCGUUGGCCACGCCGCCGUCUGCGCCUGUAGACUCGUCCUUCUCCACUUUGGCGCCGGGUGUGGGUUUGCCACUUAACGAAAAACAUAAACCAGACAUGCUUAGAGGCACUAUCUCCCUCGUGUCUCUAUGCGAGCCAUCUUUGGCUUGGAGUGAGGCCGAAGACGGUGGGAUGCGAGACACCCAUGUGGAAUCGCAGGAGACGGCAGCAGCAGAUGCCACGGCGCUUCUCCCGCUACUGCUCGCCGCAACCCCGCUGGGAUACACUAUCGCGAAGGAGCGGGCGAGGGCGGCCAUGGCCGUCGUGCUCGACCCGUUCUUUAAGGGGGACUGA
Messenger RNA from Trypanosoma rangeli, 6606 nucleotides. RefSeq lists its product as uncharacterized. Bases 1 to 6606 code for a protein of 2201 amino acids. The transcript has a single exon. Lineage: Eukaryota; Euglenozoa; Kinetoplastea; Trypanosomatida; Trypanosomatidae. The record is from RefSeq and is a predicted model, not a curated record.